Ctenopharyngodon idella (grass carp) is the source of this 7773-nucleotide messenger RNA. RefSeq names its product ephrin-A5b (gene efna5b). The record is from RefSeq and is a predicted model, not a curated record. The coding region runs from base 561 to 1247 and encodes 228 amino acids. Gene Ontology annotation, biological process: regulation of actin cytoskeleton organization; ephrin receptor signaling pathway; regulation of cell-cell adhesion. Lineage: Eukaryota; Metazoa; Chordata; Actinopteri; Cypriniformes; Xenocyprididae. The transcript has 5 exons. Gene Ontology annotation, cellular component: external side of plasma membrane; plasma membrane. Gene Ontology annotation, molecular function: ephrin receptor binding.
CUGGGUUCACAUCAUCACACCUCCCGCCGAACCGAAAGCACAUGAAAUAACUGAUGACCCGCGCGCUCCUUCAUCUCUCCCGCAUUAGAAUGACGGAGUGUGACGCGCGCGUCCGGAUCGCGGGUGUGUUUCUCGAGCUCUGCGUGUAUCCGAAGGGACUUCAGCUCUCCAUCUCAGUCUGAGAUCGCGCUCUGUUUCUGCCGGCAACUUCUUCUCACCUCUGAGAACGGACACAUUGACUCUCUCUUGGACUAAGAGUGCGCUCGCGACUUGUGUGGAUGAGAAGCUCCUACUGACUCGUUUUUGAUAAAAGUUGAUAAUAUGUGUGUGUUUUAUGUGUUAGAAUGAACCCUUAAAACACCGACUGUGUGAUUUUUGUCUCUCCGGCGGCGCAGUCCACAAUUAUUGACCGUAGUGCGGACAUUCACACCACUGACAGAAGAUCGUGGACAUCUCAAGACUUGCUCUGACAUCAGCUGUGUCGAGAAGAGCCGAGCCACAGAUGUGAAUGAAAGUGAUCUGAAGAAAGAGGAAUAUACGUGUCCAAGAGUGCUGUAGUGAUGCUGCAAGUGGAAAUGAUCAUAUUCGUGGGUGUGAUUCUGUGGAUGUGUGUAUUUAGUCAAGAGCCCAGCUCAAAGGUGAUGGCUGAUCGAUAUGCUGUCUACUGGAACCGAACCAACCCUAGGUUUCACCGUGGAGACUAUCACAUUGACGUCUGUAUAAAUGAUUACCUGGACGUGUACUGUCCGCACUACGAGGACUCGGUGCCUGAGGAGAGAGCGGAGCGCUACGUCCUCUACAUGGUCAACUACGACGGCUACAGCACGUGUGACCACACCGCCAAGGGCUUCAAGCGGUGGGAGUGCAACCGGCCGCACUCGCCCAACGGCCCGCUCAAGUUCUCCGAGAAGUUCCAGCUCUUCACGCCCUUCUCGCUGGGAUUCGAGUUCCGACCGGGACGAGAGUACUACUACAUAUCAUCCAUGAUCACAGAAACCGGGAGAAGGUCGUGUCUCAAGCUGAAAGUGUUUGUGAGACCACCAAAUGGCUGCGAGAAAACCAUAGGCGUUCAUGACCGCGUUUUUGUCGAUGACAAAGUAGACAAUGCAUUAGAACCAAGAGACGACACCAGUCACGAGGCCGAACCCUCCCGGAGUGACGUGUCCACUUCAGGCCUGCGGCACCAAACGUCACGCCCCCUGCUGGCCCUCCUGCUGCUCUGCAUCUCUGUGUUCCUCACCUUAUAGCCCCUCACCUGCCCCUGAACCAGCCCUCCAGAAACCCAACACAUCUGAGCGCGAGCGGACCGGCGCCAGGGAGGCGAGAGGGCUUUGAGAUUCACCAGGAACACUUCUGCUCCGCUUUUGUUUUGUUUUCCAAAUAUUUAAGUGGUCUUUCGCUGUCUUUGAUUAAGAAAAGUCGAUUAGCCGUGCAAAGAAGAAAUGCAGAUCGCCUGUUUAACCAACCAUCAACUAUGACGGCCGCUCACAGGGGAUUGGCUGCUGGGCGGAAGGGGGUGGAGUCGUUUUAUUUGUGUCCAUUGGGAGCGAGUCGCUCAUUUUGUCGGUAAUUAGAGCAAGUGUUAAGAAACGCCGAACACCCUGUGAGAAUUGUUCGUGUUGAAGUGGUCACAUAAAACAGACAUAAACAUCAAACCUUAACCGAGUUCACCGGCUCUGCUGUUAGCGAUAAAUAUACAAAGACUUCUUGCCUUUCGUCCUUCGUCUGCCUUCUCUUAACAAAUUGCAGAAUUCAUUGGAAGAAGCGGUCUGUUAUGCAUCUCGCCGCACGGAUCUUUCCCACUAGAAGGAAGACGCUAGAUGAGUUCGUUAGUCUAAAUAAUCUGAUUUGUGUGAAUUUGGAAUUGAUAUGAGGGACUUGUCUUAGUAGACCACACCACUAAAAACAAUGAUUUUGUAUUUUGUAAGAUAAACUUAACUGCAACAUAAAUAUCUAUAUUUUUCCUAUGACCUUUUAUCAAUUGAUAUGAGAUAUCAACAUUGACGGAUCAUGGAAAUUCUUUUCUUGUCAUAACUGUGUGUCCGACUCUAUUAGGAACCAAAUAUCAAAAGGGGCUCCACACACAAUGUUUUCCCCUUUCAUAUGGGUGGGAAAAGUAAACGUUUGUUUGAAUAGGCCUUAUACUGUACACAAUACUAAUAUCUCCUGGAAGUGCUUCAAAUUCAGCCUUUCGAUGGGGGAAAUAAAGUGUAGUUUUAUUUCAUUAAUGCAUUUGUUUGUUCUGUAGCUGUUAAUCGGUGCAAUUCUGACUCGUUUAAUAUGCUGAUGCGACAUACGCAAGACAUUAUAUCAUGGGCAUUCUCCUCCGACAGCCUUACAUAUGAUGGAGGAAAUGAUGGGCGAAUCUCACGAAAAGCGUCAGGAACACGAGAGAAUCAUAUUUCAUCCCAGAGUCAAAAGACAAAAAUAAGAAUUUACAUUUUGCAUAAAAAAGUGAAAACCAUUUAGAUUUUUUUUGCAUUGAGACUAUAAUUAUAUUUAAAUUAAAUAUACUUAAAAUUAAAAAAUUUAUAUUACAUAUUAAUGCAAAUAAUGUGUAAAAAGUCCCUUAAAAUGAUGCUUUCAAAACAUGCAAACAUUGUUUUUGCAAUUUCGUUUGGUGACACAAAAAUCACACACUUCAGCUUAAAAUGGUGAAGCAUCUGUUGUAUUGUCUUCAAUAAAUGAUGAUUAAGAUAUAGGAAUAUUACUACAGUAAUGAAAAUCUGUAACACUUUACAAUACGGUGUCAUUUGCUUACAGAUGACCAAUACAUUUAUAAAUCUUUGUUCACGUUAAAUACAGUUGUUCAUUGUUCAUGUUAGUUCACAUUAACUUGUUAACAGAUACAACUUUUCAUUUUAAAAAUCAAAAUGUUGAAAUUAACAUUAUCCAAGAGUCAUAAAUGCUGUAGAAGUAUUGUUAACUAAUGUUAAUAAAUGCACCCUCAUUGUAAAGUCCAAUGAGAAUCAACAUGAGAAUAAGAAUUGCAAAACAAAACUUAAUUAUUGAGAAUAACUUUAUAAUAAGGUCCCAUUUGUUAUUGUCAGUUAAUGCAUUACUUAUAUUAACUAACAAUGAACAAUACAUUUGUUACAGUAUAUUUAUUAGUCUUUGUUAAUGUUACAUAAUAAAAAUACAGCUGUUCUUUGUUUGUUUACAUUAGCACAGAUUCAUUAAAUAAUAUUCACACACUGUAAAAAUGAAUUGUUGGUUUAACAUAAAGUAAGUUUCCUGGUUGCCUUGAAAAUUUUGAGUCCAUUGAAAUAAAAAAUACAAUGAAGGCGAUUGGUUUAAUCAACAGAAAUUCAAAAUAUUAUGUUAUCUGAACCACAUUAAUUACUGAAGUUGAUUUGACGAACGAAAAAAUGUUAAUAAAUCAUAAUAAUAAAUUUUUACAGUGCAGAAACCACUGUUGAUUUUAAUAAUACGCAAGUAAAAGUGUUUUUCAUUGUUAGUUCAUGUUAACUAAUGUACACUCUAAAAAAUGCUGGGUUAAAAAUGGACAAACCCAGCGAUUGGGUUGUUUUAACCCAGCAGUUGGGUUAAAUGUUUGACCCAACCUGCUGGGUAGUUUUAUUGUUUAAAAAUGAUUGUAUUGCUUGCUUAAAAUGAACCCAAACUAUGUUGGAAAUGUAUUAAUAUGUUUAAUAAAUGAACAUUUAUUAAUAAGUUUAAUGAAUAAUAAUGAAACAAUAAACAUUUAUUAAAUUGCUUAUUAAUAAAUGUUCACCUUUUGAUUAUUAUUGUUGCCUCUAGUGUGUCUGAUUUUUAAUUUCCGACCUAUUUUGGGUUCAUUUUAAGCCAGACAUAUAGUUAUUUUUAAACAAUAGUUGAGUUAAAUAAAACUACCCAGCAAACAUUUAACCCAACCGCUGGGUCAAAACAACCCAAUUGCUGGGUUUGUCCAUUUUCAACCCAACUUGGGUGCUAAUGUCACCAAGUGAAACCGUAUUGUAAAGUGUUACCUGAAAAUCUGACGAGAAUCAACAUGGAGAAUUAGGAAAGUAAAACAUGCAAUCGUAAUGGUUGCAAUUUCUUUAUGAAAAAUGUAAUUUUUUGCGAUGAAAUGUGAUCCGGACGUGUUUUCAUGAGAUUCCCCCAAAUAGACUUUAAACUGUUGUUUGCCUGGUUACUCCCUCCGUCACUGUUUCAGUUUAAGACCCUCAAUGAGCCGUUCAGAGCUCGUGUCGUGAGACAGAAGAUUAAAAUAGCCGAUGAGUCUGACGGGAGGGUCUCGUGUCACCGGAGAGGCAGGGCUUUUCGACCCUGCAGUCAGAGAGUACGCAUUCCUAACAAUAAACAAUACUGUGGACUUUACAAACAGUCGCAAAUUGGAUAAUCAUUUCUGCCUUUUUGAUUCUCAAUAGGCCUGUUUGGCUCUGCUAGUCCUGCCACGCUCUUGGAGACAAACUGCGUUUCGUGUUUGUUUUCGUUUGAACGGUAACAAAGCGAUUUCAGCAGCUCGGCUUUGCGACAUCAGGACUAGAGGAAACACACCGUAUGUGCUCCGUUUCAUGGUUUACACUAGAAAACUAUGAAAGAAACUUUUGAAAAUCAGCUUCAGUAGUAUUUGUAUCAUUUGUACUCCAAUUAUUACCAUUAAUACCAUGCUUUGUACACACUUUGAACUGGGAAACAAGAAUCAGCUUAUUAAAUGGAUACUGUGUAUCCUGAAGUAGUCAAAAACAUAACAUUAUAGUGUUAGAAUACUACUUGUUUUUUGUACCUUUCUGGAGGACGAGGAAAAAUAGACACUUCAUAAAACAUUGAUUAUUAUGAUUAAUUAUUAAUUAUUAUUAUUAUUCAACAUCAUUGUUAUAUGUUAUUAUGGAUACCACAUUAAAUGUUAUGAUCAAAAUGUGUUGUACAUAAUGUUUGAUAUUAAGGUAUUAAUUUGAUUCACAUGUCUUUUCUAAAAAAAAAAAAAAAAAAAAACUGAGCAAAGUAAAAUGUUGGAAGUGAAUGCAUACGACAAACGCAAUGAUGAACUGCGUUCUGAAGCCCUGAGCCAAUAGGGACGCUUCAUCUAAGUUUCUGUUUUUGUUUUUGUUUUAAUCUCCUGGCAAAGUUUUUCAUUUUCCGCAAGGAUCCGGUCAGAAGAGGACUGAUGGAUUUCGAGUCGACGGCUCCUGCAGUUCAGCGUUUGUUUACGGACUGUGUGUUUUUUAAUGGGAGGAACUCGCUGGUUUCAUAACGUGGCAUGUGCAUGGACUUGAUAAUGAAAAAACAUGUUAAAUAAAGUGUUCUUUUGGCUGUUUUCACCUCUUCUUUUCUCGACAUGUUUGUGAAAUGUUAGUCUUUCUGCUCACCCCAUAAGUGUGUGUUGUAGUUCCACUGAAACGAGAACGUUACACAGGAGAGUUGUGUAGUUUUGCACAGAGUGUCUAACAGCACUACUUCAGAAUGUUUUGCUGAAGGUUCUUGAGUUGUUGUUGGGUUUUUCAAUUAUUGUUUUCAAUGAUUUUGAGAAUAAAUCAUCUGCCAUCAGUCCACAUCAACAGAGCGCCACAGAUUGAAGGCCCGUUCACACCAAGAACGAUAACUAUAUCAGCGUCCACACCAGCGGACGAUAUCAUUCUGUUUAUUCUAAGCACUGCAGUUUUGUCGUCUUAAAUGCUCGAGCUCUUAAAGCAGGAUGGAUUCUGAUUGGCUGUCAAUGUUUUAUCAUUCAUCAGCUGGAAAAAAAUCAUUCUGAAAGUGAUCCCAACGAUAUUGUUUGCCAUUUUCACUAUACUUGUAGAGUGGAUUCACUAUUCUUUUAUAUUUAGAACUAUAUAUUUAUCGUUAUCGUUAUAAUUAUCAGCCAUGGUGUGAACGAGCCUCGACUGUCUGUCAGGGUUCAGUAACAUUCACACGUUCGGUUCUUGUGUGUGAAUUUGAACUGAACUGGCCAGAAUAAACAGGACGUUGAAUGAAAAUAUUAAUUAGAUUGACAGGAAUUUUUUUUUUUUUUUUACAUUUUUUUUUUUUUAAAUCAACACUUUCUCACUGUGUAAUUUUUUUAAACAAAAAACAUUAUUUAUUCCCUGAUACAGUAUGUAAAUUAUAUAUUAUAUAUAUAUAUAUAUAUAUAUAUAUAUAUAUAUAUAUAUAUAUAUUAGAGAUGCACCGAUACUAAAUUUCUCCACCGAUACCAAUAGCCAAUUAUUCAGAGCGAUAUAUACCGAUACCGAUAACAUUAAAAUGAACAUAUAUAUCGGCCGAUACCAAUAUGGUGGCUGAUAUAUCGUGCAUCCCUAAUAUAUAUUAACUAUUAAUAUGUAUUUUUUAGAGAUGCGCCGAUAGUAAAUUUCUCCACCGAUACCAAUGGCCGAUUAUUCAGUGUGAUAUCUGCCAAUAACAAUACCGAUAACAUUAAAAUGAACAUAUGUCAGCCGAUACCGAUAUGGUGGCUGAUAUAUCGUGCAUCCCUAAUAUAUAUUAACUAUUAAUAUGUAUUUUUUAGAGAUGCACCGAUACUGAAUUUCUCCACCGAUACGAUAGCCAAUUAUUCAGAGUGAUAUCUGCCAAUAAUGAUAACGAUACAGAUAGUUUGAGGGUUCUGCCUUUUACACCUCCUUUUAAAUUAAUGAUAAUUUCAUUAUAUCAUAUAUAUUAUAUUUUGAAAGAAAUGCAAAUAAAAACAUUUAUUCUCUCAAUUUCAUCAACUUGUUUCAGAGUAACUGGUAUCAGUUAUAAACAAACACAUUACUCACAUUAAUAUUAACACACAUUAACUAAAUUCUGAAGAUGAAAUUAAAAUUUCUUAACUGUUCUGAAUGUUAUUAAUUCAUGUAAUUACUAUUAAUAUUGAACAUCAAACAGGAUUUUUAGCAUUUUCUUUACACAAAGUACAAAUUCAGUGCAUUUUCCCGGCCUCUUUUGAUUGACAGGAUAUAUUGGCUGUUUUUAAUCGGCUGAUAGUGUGAAAAUUUGCUUUUAUCGUCCGAUACCGAUUAUUGGCCGAUAUAUCGGUGCAUCUGGAGUAUAUAAACACUUUAUUCAAUAAGGUUGCAUUAGUUAACGUUGAUAAAAUUAACAGUGAGCAAUACAUUUGUUACAGUAUUUUUUAAUCUUUUUUAGCCUUAUUGAAUACUUAUUGAAAACUGUUCAUUGUUAGUUUGUCAAUCAAAUAAUAAUAACAAAUACAACUUGUGUUUGUAAUAAUGGAUUAAAACUAAUUAACUAAGAUUAAUAAAUGCUUUAGAAGUAUUUUCCAUUAUUUUUAUGUUAUCUAAAGCAUUAAACCUUUUUUAAAGUGUAUAUAUACAUAUGAAAAUAAACUGUCCUAAUGUUUCUAGAUACUAUGUUUAUGGGUAAUUCAUACUGAAAAAUGAAAUGCGUUAUUUAAAACUAAUUUCUUUGCAUUUCAUUCCAUCAAAUUUAAAAGUCAAUUCUGCGUCCUGUUUGCAGUUCGAUUCAUCUGCUGGACUCUGUUCAGACUGCGGUCAUUACUCUUGGUGUUUUACACAUGCCUUAGUCAACACGCUCCUGACCAACACCAAGAGUCCGACCCUCACUGGCGUCUCUGUUCUCUUCACUGAAGUGUGCUGGAGAAAUCAAGUGUGUGUGUGUGUGUGUUCAGAUCUCACUCACUCCUGUACUUCUGAUGACACUGGUUCUGCUGUUUUCAUUCUCUCUUCUGCAUCUCUGGGUACUGUACUUGCUUUUUCCCCACUGUACAAACAGGAACAAACUUUUGGAAAAAAGAAAAGAAAAAAAUGGAAGGUCUGUAUUUGUAUAUACACGUGUCUGAACAACUAUAAAUAAUAAUUAAAGAAAAAAAAUGCA